UGCUGUACACAGCCCGGAAAGAUACAGUGGAGUUAAACCGAUGGUACUUGUAAUAAUGGUUUAUCAUUUUUUAAGUUAAUGCAUUGCAAGUAAAAUUCACUCAUUUAAAUGUAACAGCUCCUAUGAAUAAGCGAGUGAUGCAUACGAGCAUAAUUUUGAUCGUGCUGGGAGUUUGGAUCGUGACAGACCAAUCACCAACAAUUCAAAUCAAACAAUUCGGUGACAGUUCUGUUCAAAUAAAUUGUGAAGGAACAGGAACACAUGCGGUGCUUGUUAAUUCAACAAGGGACAUUAUCGUUGACUUUAACAACCAAAAAGAAUGCAUAAUAAAACCAAACCCGCUUCAAAAUUACUUUCAGUGUGAAUGUCAGGACAAAAAUAUUUUUUCGUGCAAUGUUUCUAUUGAUAAUAGAGCCAACAGAUGUGAAAAAUUCGCUUGUGCAUUCCCAAUUGAAAGCGCUUUAUAUUACAGCCUUUACGUUGACCCUUGUGAAAAAGGCAACCACAAUGAAAAGAAUAAUGGACCAGACUUGAAUUGUGCAUUAACUCCAAAUGACCAUAUUACUGACUGGGCAAUAAAUGGCAAACACUUAAAUAAAAGUAAAAGCAGUAGUUUGCAAAUACGAAAUUAUGAUAAUGAGAACAUCAGCAUUCUUCAAGACUUAUUUGAUAAAAAGGUCGAUGGUUCUGUUGUUGCAUGUAAACUCGUUGAAAAUAAACAAGAAGAUUGGACCAUCAGAAUACUGCACCCUCCUAGAAUCUCAAAUACUUUAAUAAGUGGUAACCCAAGCGUAACAAUAUUUGAAAGAAAUUUGAGUUCAAAUUCAAAUUGCCCAAUAAAAUCAACAACAAACAUGCAUGAACGCACUGUACCACUCUGCGAUGCAGUCAAUCAGAAAGAUACAGGAGCAAUGGACUUUGUUGGCAAUUUAAGCGGUCGAUUCCAGUUGGAGACAUUGUUUCCAGCUCAUGUCGACUGGUUUUAUAUUGACGGCUUUGAAAAUCAAACGAAUAUCACACUUGUCGAUAAAGUGAAUAUAAAGUUGUUCUGCAAUGGGACCGGAAACCCUCCGCCUAAUACGACAUUGAUUCUACAUCUAGAAAGAGUGUUAUCAACAAGUAAUUCAUCACUUCAUUAUGAAUUGCAUCUUAACCAAAUCCGUAACUCUGGAAUAUACGUAUGUGUGUCUUCAAAUGCCCUUGGGGUCGGAAAUAAGUCACUGUUUGUCAAUAUACACAUGUUGCCUUCAAACCCAGAAGAAACUUCAUGGCUGGUUGUCAUUGCCGGUGCUAUUUGCGCAGUCGCAGUUGCGAUCUUUGUACUGUUUGUGGCCAAGAAACACCAAAUUUUCCAAAACUGUAUUCGUCUUCGAUGCAAAUCAGGGUUGACUGACGAAGACAAUCAAUUAAGUGCCACUGGUACAAACUUGGACAGAGAAAGAAUUCACAACGGCGGUAUUGAUGUUGCCAUCGCUGAACGCCAGGCCCCCGUUGACGAAGACCGUGUUUCAUUGUCAGAACAUGCAGCAAUUGCAUUUGGUUAUGAAAAUGAAACAUAUGCCGAGGUUAUCGAUCGGUCUCGAACAGCGGUGAUCACGUAUACUCCUGCAAACGUACGCUCCUAUAGACACGGUUUUAAGCAAAACCCACAGAUGUUACUGGAAAUUGACACCUAUGAGGAUGAUUACAGCGGUGUAACACAGCCUGGAUUAUCUUUUGCAGCGGCUGCAGUGUCUCACAACAAGAUGAAAGAGAUUGAACAUCUUAGAUCAGAAGGUUGCACUUACAGCGUUGUCAAUAAAAAGAAAAGACCAGACGCUUACCCUUACUCUGUUGAUAAAACUACAAAGCCAGAUGGCAUAAUUUACAGCGUUGCCAGGCAAACACAAGGUUCGGAUGACUACACGUACAGCGUUGUCAACAAACCGAAAAAAACAAGGACCAACUGCGCAGUGUUAGAGUAUACUGAUUUAAGAUGAAUGGUUAAGGUUGGUGAGAUGACUGCUCUACCGCCAUAAUAAUUGUAUGUUCAUACUUGUUUCGUAUCAUCUUUUUUCAAUGCAAAGUAUACGUUACAUGCAUAUACCUUUGUUAUUGGCGUGUGUCCAUAUAUGUUUGUAACAGAAACAGAGAGCCUCAUAGAUAAAGUUCCGAAAGUUGUCAGUACAGUGUAGUUCAGAGCACAUACAGAAAGGUAGUCUAUUGCGUAAAUCUGAUUCGCAUAUUUAACAAAUUGCACACUUUUUGUCACUGCUAUGUUUUCAUUUCGUGUUUGUCUCCAUUUUAAUGGGCAUAUGCUAAACAUUAUAAUGAUACAUGAUUAAUUUCAUACGCGCUUGUCUAUUUGGUUGCGGAUUUCAAUCUACGUGAUGUAACCAUUCUACGUUUCAAUGUCUCUCGAAAUUGUUUUGGAUUAAUCUUUGUGUAUUUAUCCAAACUGCCCAAUUCGAAUUCAAGCAACACAUCAAAAUCAUGACUCGUCGUUAGCUGGCCGCUUAACAACGAAAUAAUGUAGCAAUGUAUUAAAUCUUCAGGCAAUCGCUAGAAAAAACAGUUGUCACUGAGAGGAUGCCUUCUGCAGAUUCUAUAUAAUUAUUUCGUAUCAUAAGAAUUUAAAUAGUCUUUAUAUAUAUUGUACAGAUAUUUAAAAUGUGUCUACUGAACACAUUUUUGUCGGUUUCUAAAUAAUAUGUUGAAUUUUGCAUAGAAUAAUUUGCUGUCAAACAAAAUAUGUUUUUGUUUUGAUUGUACUUUUGAUCGUAUGAUGUUAUCUGAAAAAAUUAUAAUAUUUUCAAAUUGUACACAUGACGAAAACGUUCUGUUUGAAUAUGAUUGUUAUAUAUUGUUGUCUAAAUGAUAUCUUCAGCCAGAUGUACAUAAUAACGUCUUACAUAUUAUUUGUAUUUAUGUUUAAUACCAGAAACAACAUAACAAUUACGCUUAUAUGUUAAAAUACUGUACAUUUCCAACAAGUACUACACGCCCUAUUGUGCGUUAUAUUUGCAUAUGUGUUCUCAUUUGCUAUCAACACUUAUUGUACAUACAUAAAUUCAUAAAGGAAUCUUUCAAUAAAGCACUUUACUUCUAAAAGUCUUUACGGAAAAUAUCUAAAUCGGGUUUCUAAUUUGUUUCACAAUGAUGAUUUAUUUUUAUUGGUUAUG
Molecule: messenger RNA, 3161 nt
Organism: Dreissena polymorpha
Lineage: Eukaryota; Metazoa; Mollusca; Bivalvia; Myida; Dreissenidae
Exons: 14
Coding region: 123-1979 (618 amino acids)
Source: RefSeq, a predicted model, not a curated record